AUGGUGAAAACUAGAGGAAGUGGCUCUCAGUCUGUCAAGGAAGUGGCUGGCUCAUUGACUGCAUCUCCAUAUCUCACCAAGAAAAAGGCUCGAAAGAGUACCUUGUCUCAAUCCAGCCUCAUUGACGGUUCCAUCACCACGAGCAAAGUCGUGGUCUUUCCUGACCUAGAAGCCCCCAAAGUACCGUCUGGACCUCCUUCUUCGGCGGCUCCGCUCGCCUCUGUCCCUGGGUCCUCCAAAAGGGGUCAAGCUUCUCCCUCAGAUGUUGUCUCUGAGCAUGACAGUGAUUCAGCCAAAACCCAUUCUGACUCCUCAGAAUCCCCUGAUGUGCUUGCACCCAAGAAGAAAAGCAAAGGAUGGUUCCAGGUCUCAUCUUCUCAAAAAUAUCCUCGGUCCAAAGGGUCUAAUCCUUUGGAUUCCACUCCAAAGGCCUCGUCUCUCGUGGGUUCCACUCCUCGUUUCAAGUUUCGGUCGAAGGUAAAGAAAAUUCCUCCUCCUUGUUCCUCUUCUGAAUCUGAUCCAUCUACAGAUUGUGUUCCCUCUGAUGAUGAUCCCCUUGAAGAAGAUCCCUCUCUUGAUGAAAAUGUUUCCUCAGAAGCCGAGUCUGACCCAUCAGAGGACCCUCCUGUUUCUCCAAAGGGCAAGAAAUCUGUACAAAUUCCUGAGAUUCGCACUAAAGUGUUUGGGGUCAUUAAGAAUAUUGAGGAUCGGGGGUGGUUAGGUUCUUUAACUAGGUUGGAUGGUUUUGUUCCUCGAGUUGUUCAAGAAUUCUAUGCUAAUUUUAAUGAUGAUCUGUUUGAUAGCAAGUCUUUUAUGUUUGGUCAAGUAUAUGUUCGAGGGCAUUGGUAUUUGUUUAGUGCUGCUGAAUUUGCCAAGGUUCUCGAUAUGCCCCAUUCUGUUGACAAUAUUGCUGUGGAAUUCAACAAAGAUACAGUUUUAUCUGAAUUGGUGGGACAGAAUAUGGUUUGGAAACCACACUCGGUACUCAAAGUAACUGAUCUUACUCAUUACUAUGUCGUGCUUCACAAAUUUUCCACCAACAACUGGAUUCCCACCACUCAUACCUCCACCAUUACUUUUGACACGACCUUCUUUUUGUACAAAGUCAGGACUGGUCUCCAAGUUGAUCUUGCCACUCUCAUUUUUGAUCAGAUCACUGCCUUAGGAAAAGCCAAAAAGAAAGGCCAAUAUUUGGUGUUUCCCCACUUGAUCUACAAGUUGCUUGAUUCUCAAAAGUCUCUUCGAUUGGAAUAUGAAAUCGUGACACCUCCCACUGCUGGUGCAGACUACAAACUCAAGAAGGAAUCCUCAUCAGUCAAGGAAACUAAAGGAAUUGCUCUCAAGGCUGGCGAUGCUGAUUCUGUCUUUACUGAACUCACUGGUGUCAAGGUCACUCUGGAAUCUGUUCAGACAAAGGUGUUCAGUCUCAAGAAUUGUCUCUCAAACAUGAUGUCUCAAUUUACUGCAGGACCUUCCAAAUGA
Humulus lupulus (European hop) is the source of this 1482-nucleotide messenger RNA. RefSeq lists its product as uncharacterized. The record is from RefSeq and is a predicted model, not a curated record. The transcript has 2 exons. Lineage: Eukaryota; Viridiplantae; Streptophyta; Magnoliopsida; Rosales; Cannabaceae. The coding region runs from base 1 to 1482 and encodes 493 amino acids.